This is a messenger RNA of Brassica napus (rape), 2226 nucleotides long. RefSeq names its product ATPase 2, plasma membrane-type-like. The transcript has 5 exons. NCBI's taxonomy places the organism in Eukaryota, Viridiplantae, Streptophyta, Magnoliopsida, Brassicales, Brassicaceae. Gene Ontology annotation, cellular component: plasma membrane. The record is from RefSeq and is a predicted model, not a curated record. Bases 14 to 1996 code for a protein of 660 amino acids. Gene Ontology annotation, molecular function: ATP hydrolysis activity; ATP binding; P-type proton-exporting transporter activity. Gene Ontology annotation, biological process: regulation of intracellular pH; proton export across plasma membrane.
UAUCCCUAUUGCUAUGCCUACUGUCUUGUCUGUCACCAUGGCUAUUGGCUCUCACAGGCUCUCUCAGCAAGGUGCCAUCACCAAGCGUAUGACUGCCAUUGAAGAAAUGGCGGGGAUGGAUGUUCUGUGCAGUGACAAAACCGGGACGCUGACUCUAAAUAAACUGAGUGUGGAUAAAAACUUAGUUGAGGUUUUCUGCAAGGGUGUGGAGAAAGAUCAGGUUCUGUUGUUUGCAGCUAUGGCUUCAAGGAUUGAGAACCAGGAUGCCAUUGAUGCAGCCAUGGUUGGGAUGCUUGCUGAUCCAAAGGAGGCUAGAGCUGGCAUCAGAGAGGUUCACUUCCUUCCGUUUAACCCUGUGGAUAAGAGAACUGCUUUGACUUACAUAGACUCAAGUGGUAGCUGGCAUAGAGUCAGUAAAGGUGCUCCUGAGCAGAUCCUUGAGCUUGCCAAAGCCAACAGUGAUCUUAGUAAGAAGGUGCUCUCUAUCAUCGACAAGUAUGCUGAGCGUGGUCUAAGGUCUUUGGCUGUUGCUCGUCAGGUGGUGCCUGAGAAAACAAAGGAAAGUCCAGGUGGACCAUGGGAGUUUGUUGGUUUGUUGCCACUCUUUGAUCCACCAAGACAUGACAGUGCUGAAACAAUUAGAAGGGCUUUGAAUCUUGGUGUUAAUGUCAAGAUGAUCACUGGUGAUCAGCUUGCUAUUGGUAAAGAAACUGGUCGGAGACUCGGAAUGGGAACAAACAUGUAUCCAUCUUCAGCUCUUCUCGGUACUCACAAGGACGCAAACCUUGCAUCCAUUCCUGUUGAGGAGUUAAUAGAAAAAGCUGAUGGUUUCGCUGGAGUCUUCCCAGAGCACAAGUACGAGAUUGUGAAGAAGUUACAAGAGCUGAAACAUAUCGUUGGGAUGACUGGUGAUGGUGUGAAUGAUGCUCCUGCUUUAAAGAAAGCUGAUAUUGGUAUAGCUGUGGCUGAUGCUACUGAUGCAGCUCGUGGCGCUUCGGAUAUAGUUCUCACUGAGCCUGGACUUAGUGUUAUCAUCAGUGCCGUUCUCACCAGCAGAGCUAUAUUCCAGAGAAUGAAGAACUACACUAUUUACGCAGUCUCAAUCACAAUCCGGAUUGUGUUUGGUUUCAUGCUUAUUGCUCUGAUAUGGAAGUUUGACUUCUCAGCGUUCAUGGUUCUGAUCAUUGCCAUUCUUAACGAUGGUACCAUCAUGACAAUCUCAAAGGACAGAGUCAAGCCAUCUCCCACGCCUGAUAGCUGGAAACUUAAAGAGAUUUUUGCAACUGGAGUUGUCCUUGGUGGUUACCAAGCCAUGAUGACUGUUAUUUUCUUCUUGGCGGCACACAAGACUGACUUUUUCUCGGACACGUUUGGUGUGAGGUCCAUUAGGAACAAUAACAACGAGCUAAUGGGUGCAGUGUACCUGCAAGUUAGUAUCAUUAGUCAGGCUUUGAUCUUCGUCACAAGAUCAAGGAGUUGGUCAUUUGUUGAACGUCCUGGGGCGUUACUGAUGGUUGCUUUCCUCAUUGCACAACUUGUUGCUACUUUGAUUGCGGUUUACGCUAACUGGGAGUUUGCAAAGGUUAGAGGUAUUGGAUGGGGAUGGGCUGGAGUGAUCUGGCUAUACAGUAUUGUAACAUACUUCCCACAAGACAUUUUCAAGUUUGCCAUUAGAUACAUCUUGAGCGGUAAGGCUUGGCUCAACUUGUUUGAGAACAAGACGGCUUUCACAAUGAAGAAAGAUUAUGGAAAAGAAGAGAGGGAGGCUCAAUGGGCACUUGCUCAGAGGACACUUCACGGUUUGCAGCCAAAAGAAGCUGUUAACAUCUUCCCUGAGAAAGGAAGUUACAGAGAAUUGUCUGAGAUUGCAGAGCAGGCUAAGAGAAGAGCUGAGAUUGCUAGGCUUAGGGAGCUGCACACACUCAAGGGACAUGUGGAAUCAGUGGUGAAGCUAAAGGGCUUGGACAUUGAAACUCCAGGACACUACACUGUCUAAUAUGUUCUUGUUUUCGUUCUUCACCACCUCUUACGGUUACUGUUUAUUUAGGAAGAUCUUUGUUUAUUGCUAUAACUCUUUCCUAAAUCAUAUUGUUAGUGUUCUUGUUUCUCAGAGUUCCAUAUGUAAUCUCUUUCGAAGAAUCAAGGCAUGCCUUUGUCUUUGGCACUUUACACAACACAUAACACAAUUUUCUUUGCUCUUAUUCCAUGAGCCUACAUAUAACCUUA